AUGAACAAAAGUUUUUCCCAAAGUUUUAGGUCUCUCACAGAUGAUCUCACGAAAUACAAAUUUUUUAAUUCAGGAAAUAAAAAUGGCAUUCAGAUAAAAACAUUUAAAUCUUUUGUGGAAGAGGGCAGUGUAAAAACUACCAAAAAUGAAUUAGAAGAAAGAAUAAUGGAUUUUAUAGCUGAAAAGAAAUUAUUUUUAGAAAAACUAAAAAAUCUUAAGGUACAUCUAGAAAUGGAAAAUCCUAAAGAAUUAGACAUUUUAUCCAAUGUAACUAAAUUGGAAAAAUGUUUAGAAGAACAAGUCAUACCAAGGCUUAAAAUAUCUGAAUGUACUGUGAAAGAUGUUCUACAGUGUUUGAUUGAAAAUGAAAAACUUUUUAAUUUAUACCAAACAAUCUCGUUAGACAUAUACAAUAUAACAAAUUAUCUUUAUAUAGACAAGAAAGUGAAUUUUUAUGAUCAAAAUUGUUUACAGUUCAUUGGUGAACAUUUCACAAAAAUGUUAAUAUUUUUUGAAAAAUUAAAACAACAUGAAACUGAAAUAAAUGGAAAUGCAAUACAGAAGAAUAUAACGUUACUUUAUCAAGUUGUUAACAUUGAAAUGAAAAUUAAAUUAAGAGAGCUUGUAUUAAAAGUUAUAGAAGAACAUCUGGCGUAUACAGAAAAAUGUAAACGAUUUUUGGAUGUUGUGAUACCCAUACUGAAUAAUACAACUAAAUACAGUAAAAAUAAAAAUCAAAUAUUAGGAAAAAUACCUGAAAUAUUUGAAGAGGAAAUUAGAAUAAGAAAAUAUUUGGAAAUGUGUUCUUGUGAUUAUAACCAUGAGAAAAUGGCAGAUGUUUUAACUAAAAAUAUAUAUUUAGGUAAUCUUUAUGAAGAACAAAUAAAUUUAGUUAGAAACAGAAUAAUAAAAAUUGCAUUUUGUCAGGAUUACAAGUUGGAUUCCGACAUAUUUUCAAUAGUAUUCAACCAUCUCAUUUCAUUAAAAAAUAACUUUACCAAAAUAAGGGAUCUCAGUAAAAAAUAUAAAACUGACUUUGGUAAAACUCAGUUAUUACUGGAUAAGUUGCACACGAAACUACUGAGGAUUGAUCUUAUUGCAUCUACAGGAAGUAUUAUAGGAUUGGAUUUGGAUACUUUGGGAGACGUCUUAAUGAGAAAUAUUUUCUCCAUCAAAGAAAAUAAAAACACGUUUGAAUCAGUGGUGUUUCUGUUUGAAAAUUGUUUAGUAUUGACUGAAGAAAUAAUAGUCAAAUCAUUAUGCUGCUACCAAAGUCGUUUAUUUAUUUCUAUGAAUAACCUACAAUUCCAAAGCGAGGACGACAAUUCCCUAAUAUUUUACACGAAAAAUAAACAAGUCAUAAUAAGUUUGAACAGUCCACACCAUGGUAAUCUAUUCGAGUUAAGAAGACUUCUUAUGAAUUUAUUAUUAAAACAAAUAAGCAAAUUGAAAAAAGAAUAUAAAGAAACAUAA
Messenger RNA from Brassicogethes aeneus, 1473 nucleotides. Lineage: Eukaryota; Metazoa; Arthropoda; Insecta; Coleoptera; Nitidulidae. The record is from the annotation of a GenBank genome assembly.